AUGAAUGGCCCUGACAUGGAGGAAAUUCCGUUUCAGAAAGUCAAGACCCGGCGGAAGAGAAGCCACUGCCCGCCAGGGGUGCCUCUGACCGCCAUCGUCUGUGAGGACGAAUUUGAUUGUAAAGAGCUGGAGUCUCUUUUCCAGAACUACAACCUAAAGUUGGAGCAGACGUCGACGCUCAAAGCGCUUGCCGUGCUCAUCAUUCUGGCUUCCACGCUGGCGGUAGUUGAGGUGCUCUCGGGUCCCAGUCUGACCAUUUCCAAAGGAUCUCACCCGGUGCACUGUAUCAUCUUUGUUUCGCUCUUCAUCGUCACAAACGUCAAAUACUUACAGGUGACCCAGCUGCAGCAGAUCGUCAACCUCACCCUGCUCUUCAGUUUUACCUUCUCCUUUCUUUGCUGCCCCUUCCCGCACGUCGCUGUAGGCGCGGAGCCGCCGCUGGCACCGGAGCAAGGCAUGUGGCAGCUCAUGUUGGUGACAUUCGUGGCUUACUCGCUCUUGCCCGUCCGCACUCUCUUGGCUCUCAUCUUUGGGAUUAUGGUUGCCUUCUCGCACCUCAUCGUCACCGCCACGUCGGUAACGAUGAAAACCCAGAGACUGUGGAGAACGCUGGUGGCUAACACAGUGCUAUUCACCAGCGUGAACCUCUCUGGGCUAUUUGUACGUAUCCUGACAGAGAGAGCCCAAAGAAAAGCCUUCCUACAGGCACGCAACUGCAUUGAGGAGAGACUGCGUAUGGAAGAUGAGAAUGAGAAACAGGAGCGCCUUCUCAUGAGCCUCCUGCCCAGGAACGUUGCCAUGGAAAUGAAAGAGGACUUCCUUAAACCUCCCGAAAGAAUAUUCCACAAGAUUUACAUUCAGCGCCAUGACAAUGUCAGUAUUCUCUUUGCGGACAUCGUAGGCUUCACCAGUCUGGCCUCUCAGUGCACUGCGCAGGAGCUAGUUAAGCUGCUAAACGAACUCUUUGGCAAGUUUGACGAAUUGGCCACGGAGAACCACUGCAGACGGAUUAAGAUCCUGGGCGACUGUUACUACUGCGUGUCGGGUCUUACCCAGCCGAAGACGGACCAUGCCCACUGCUGCGUGGAGAUGGGCCUGGACAUGAUUGACACCAUCACGUCUGUUGCCGAGGCGACGGAGGUGGAUCUGAACAUGCGUGUGGGUCUGCACACAGGCAGGGUGCUGUGUGGGGUACUGGGGCUGAGAAAGUGGCAGUACGAUGUCUGGUCUAAUGAUGUCACUCUGGCCAACGUGAUGGAGGCUGGAGGACUGCCUGGGAAGGUGCACAUCACCAGGUCCACGCUGGAGUGUCUGAACGGGGACUAUGAGGUGGAGCCAGGGAACGGACAUGAGAGAAAUGCCUUCCUACAGAAACACGCCAUUGAGACCUUCUUCAUAGUGCCAUCACACCGGAGGAAGAUCUUCCCCGGACUCAUUCUCUCGGACAUAAAGCCUGCCAAAAAGAUGAAGUUCAAAACCGUGUGCUACUUACUGGUGCAGCUAAUGCACUGUCGCAAGAUGUUCAAGGCAGAAAUCCCCUUCUCCAACGUCAUGAACUGUGAGGAUGGCGACAAGAGAAGGGUGCUACGCUCGGCACCAGAGAAGCUACGGAACCGUACAUCCGUGUCAGCCAAUGUGACACAGAGCAGCCCCGGUACACGUGUCAACCGCUACAUCGGUCGUCUUAUCGAAGCACGCCAGACCGAAUCAGACACGGCUGACCUGCACUUCCUCACACUCAUGUACAAAUGUACAGAACGAGAACAGAGGUACCACCAGCUGUAUGAUGAGUAUUUCACUGGAGCAGUGGUCCUCUCUCUAAUACUCGCCGCAUUGCUUGGCUUCAUCUACCUUCUCAUCAUGCCACAGGGAACGGUGGUGUUGGUGAUGUUGGUUUUCUGCAUCUGUUUCCUAGUAGCUUGCAUCAUGUACUUGCACAUCACAAAAGUACAGUGUUUUCCAGGGUGCCUCACCAUACAGAUACGAACAGUUCUGUGUGUCCUCAUUGUGCUCUUAAUCUACGCCGUGGCCCAGGCCUGUGUGGUUGGCUGCAUGCCCUGGCUGUGGACGGAGAACUCCACCAGCUCCAUCAUCAUUAUCGACUCGGCCGGAGGUGCUAACCGAACCAUGGCGGAGCUGCCGUGUGAUGGUGCCCGCUAUGCCUUCCUGUCGUGCGUGGUGGGCUCACUGACGUUGGCACUCUUCCUCCGUGUUUCCUGGCUGCCCAAAAUGGCCCUGCUGCUUCUCCUCAGCGUCACGUACAUCACCAUCCUGGAGCUCAGCGGCUUCCGCCAGGCUGCCACAGGUGUUGGGUCUGUCCAUGUCCAAGUCUACGAACCUAUCCUCUCCCUACUGCUCUUCUCCAGUGCUCUGGCCCUACACUCCAGACAAUUGGACCUGAAAUUACGACUGGACUUCCUCUGGGCCACACAGGCAGAGGAGGAGAGAGAUGGCAUGGAGAAAGUCAAACUGGACAACAAGAGGAUUCUCUUCAACCUGCUGCCUGUACAUGUGGCUCAGCAUUUCCUCAUGUCCAACCCAAGAAAUAUGGACCUGUAUUACCAGUCCUAUGCCCAGGUAGGAGUGCUGUUUGCCUCCAUUCCCAACUUUAACGAUUUCUACAUUGAACUGGACGGAAAUAACAUGGGCGUGGAGUGUCUCAGACUGCUCAAUGAAAUCAUUGCUGAUUUUGAUGAGCUUUUGGACAAAGAGUGUUACAAGGACAUCGAGAAGAUCAAAACCAUUGGCAGCACAUACAUGGCAGCUGUGGGUUUGGUGCCCACUGUGGGAACUAAGGCCAAAAAGUCAACUGCGGCUCACCUCAGCACCAUCGCAGACUUUGCCAUCGAGAUGUUUGAUGUUCUGGAUGAAAUCAACUAUCAGUCAUACAAUGACUUUGUCCUGAGAGUGGGCAUCAAUGUGGGUCCAGUGGUAGCUGGAGUGAUAGGAGCGAGAAGACCACAGUACGAUAUCUGGGGAAACACGGUUAACGUAGCCAGUCGCAUGGACAGCACUGGAGUGCCGGGGAAGAUCCAGGUGACAGAGGAUGUCUUUCGUCUGCUCCAGGACAAUUACGACCUGGUGUGUCGGGGGAAGGUCAGCGUGAAGGGCAAAGGUCAGAUGCUGACUUACUUUCUGGAGGGUAAGUCUCAGGGCCCCAGUCAAAGAGUGGCCCCCCAUCGCUCUAACAGCAUGGAGAGACGGGUCCAUGCCGUGGGCCGGGCCAGCAGCGCCCAGACCAAGAUGGGGAGCACGUCAUCUCUGGCCUCAGGGUUCACCACUAAGGUGGGCAUCAACAGUGCCCAGACAUCUCCAGGGAUCAGCACUGCCACCUCCACCUCCCGAAACUUACCGUCCACCUACGUGCCCACUGUGGGAGAGGAGGAGGAAGAAGAGACUGAGGAGGAAGAGGAGGUGUAA
Molecule: messenger RNA, 3420 nt
Organism: Chanos chanos (milkfish)
Lineage: Eukaryota; Metazoa; Chordata; Actinopteri; Gonorynchiformes; Chanidae
Gene: adcy1b
Product: adenylate cyclase 1b
Exons: 20
Coding region: 1-3420 (1139 amino acids)
Biological process (GO): intracellular signal transduction; adenylate cyclase-activating G protein-coupled receptor signaling pathway; cAMP biosynthetic process
Cellular component (GO): plasma membrane
Molecular function (GO): adenylate cyclase activity
Source: RefSeq, a predicted model, not a curated record